AUGGUAGUGGGAGACUUCAACUGCAUCCUUGGCCCCUCUGAGAAACGAGGAGGCAGAGUCUAUUCUGAUUCAGUGGACAGGAGGGAGUUUCGAGAGUUUCUGGAUGCGUCUGGCUUAGUGGAUCUUGGGUUUGCCGGACCGCGAUUCACAUGGUGUAACAAUCAAACUGGACGACCGAGAGUAUGGGAGCGGCUUGACAGGGCCAUUGCCUCCCCGGACUGGAUUCAGCGGUUCUCCUCCUACCAGGUUAGCCAUCUUGCUCGGAUUGCAUCAGAUCACUGUCCUCUUUUGAUCUCUACAGCUUCAAGUUCUAGUUAUCAUAGUCCUUUUCGCUUUGAGAAAUUGUGGUUGUCUUAUCCCCAAUCUUGGAGAAUAGUUAGAGAGGCUUGGGGCUUACCAGUACAGGGAGAUGCCAUGCAGAGGGUGUCGCGGAGAUUGGAGCUCACCAAGCGCCGUCUUCGCAGAUGGAACAGGGAGGUAGUGGGUAACAUAUUCAGGAGACUAGAGGAGGUGGAGGGUAUGAUUGCAGAUCUUCAGGGGAGGGAGGACCGUGAGGGGGAGCUGGAGGAGGGUGAGAUGGCGGACUUGCGACGCUAUUUGGCGUCACAUCAUUCCUUGCUGCAUCAGCAGGAGACAAUUUGGCGGCAGAAGUCGAGGGUCCAGUGGGUCAAGGAGGGUGAUAGGAACACUAGCUUCUUCCAUCGAUCGGCGGUUAUUAGAAGGCAAAGGAAUAUGAUUCGGUCGUUGAGGGUGGGGGCGGGCCAGCGGGUGGUGGAGGACAGUGCAGUGAGACAGGCUCUGGUUGAGUUUUUCAGAUCCAGGUGGACGGAGGUAGAGGGGCCCUAUGUGAUGGAUCAGCUUCCCAGGCCGGCAGUCCGGGUUGAGGAGUCAGAAAAUGCAGCAUUAAUCCAGCCAGUGUUAGAUAGAGAAGUGCAGGAGGCAGUUUGGGCCCUGGGGGAGGACAAGGCACCAGGUCCGGAUGGAUAUCCGCCCUUCUUCUUUCGGAGGUAUUGA
Molecule: messenger RNA, 1014 nt
Organism: Phoenix dactylifera (date palm)
Lineage: Eukaryota; Viridiplantae; Streptophyta; Magnoliopsida; Arecales; Arecaceae
Source: RefSeq, a predicted model, not a curated record